Lathyrus oleraceus (garden pea) is the source of this 1199-nucleotide messenger RNA. Its product is annotated as GDSL esterase/lipase At5g45910-like. The record is from RefSeq and is a predicted model, not a curated record. The coding region runs from base 81 to 1199 and encodes 372 amino acids. Lineage: Eukaryota; Viridiplantae; Streptophyta; Magnoliopsida; Fabales; Fabaceae. Gene Ontology annotation, molecular function: hydrolase activity, acting on ester bonds. The transcript has 5 exons.
UAUGACAAGAUAAGUGGCUUGUGAGAUAAUAUAUAUAAAUUCAAUCUACCAUCAUCACAUAUAUCAACAUUGAUAAACUCAUGACUUAUAAUAAUAACAUGAAGUUCUUAAUUCUCUUUAGCCUCACUUUUAUAUUCAGAAAUGUACUUUCAAAUGUCAAUCCUCUUCCCUAUGAAGCUAUAUUUAAUUUUGGUGAUUCAAUAAGCGACACAGGAAAUGAAGCAACUCUUCACCCACCUAUGCCUAUCAAUAGUCCUUAUGGAUCAACGUAUUUUAAACAUCCCUCAGGACGUUUGUCAAAUGGACGCUUGAUUAUAGAUUUCAUAGCUCAAGCAUAUGGAUUGCCAUUUUUGCCAGCCUAUAAAAAUCUCAUUGAAGGCCAAGAUAUCACGAAAGGAGUGAACUUUGCAUUUGCUGGUGCCACUGCACUUGAUUUUAAUUAUUUCAAUAAAAGUAUGGUUGCUCUACCUGGAACUAAUAACUCAUUGAGUGUUCAACUUAAGAUGUUUAAGAGACUCAAGCCUUCACUAUGUAAAAACAAAAAAGAUUGUCGUAACUACUUUAAGAAAUCAUUAUUUUUAGUCGGAGAAAUUGGUGGAAAUGAUAUUUUCUCUCAUAUUACACCAAAAUUUUCAAACUUCAGAAAUCUUAUUCCCUUAGUGGUUAAUAAAAUUACAGAAACAACCAUAUCAUUAAUCAAAGAGGGAGCUGUAGAGAUAGUUAUUCCAGGGAACUUUCCAGUGGGGUGUAGUGCCUCCCUUUUGGCAGUGGUGAAUACUAAUAAUACAAAAAACUACGAUGAAUUUGGAUGCUUUAAGGCAUUUAAUACUGUCAUACAAUAUUUUAAUGACAAUCUAAUCUAUUCUAUAACUACAUUAAGAGAGACUUACCCUGAUGUCAAGAUAAUAUACUUUGACUAUUAUAAUAAUGCCAAACGUUUGUAUGAAGAACCACAAAAAUAUGGUUUUGAUAAGGAUGAGACAUUCAAGGCAUGUUGUGGAGGCGGUGGGCCACAUAAUUUUGAUCCAAGAAUGGGGUGUGGAAGUCCUAAUACAACUGUUUGCUCUGACCCUUCUAAAAAUAUAAACUGGGAUGGAGUUCAUUUUACAGAAGUAGCAUAUAAACUAUUAGCAAAAGGAUUAGUUGAAGGACCUUUUGCAUAUCCCUCACUUAAACCAGCUCCUUUUCAAAUAGCCUAA